This is a messenger RNA of Coffea eugenioides, 1480 nucleotides long. Its product is annotated as DNA polymerase delta small subunit. NCBI's taxonomy places the organism in Eukaryota, Viridiplantae, Streptophyta, Magnoliopsida, Gentianales, Rubiaceae. The record is from RefSeq and is a predicted model, not a curated record. Gene Ontology annotation, cellular component: delta DNA polymerase complex. Gene Ontology annotation, biological process: DNA replication; DNA strand elongation involved in DNA replication. The coding region runs from base 26 to 1354 and encodes 442 amino acids. Gene Ontology annotation, molecular function: DNA binding. The transcript is spliced from 14 exons.
UAAGAAGCAGUAGUGUUUUCCCGCCAUGGAGACGGAAGACUCGUCGUCGGAGAACGGCCUCCUUCACCGGAAACAAGCUCUAUACUCUUCCCUGGACUCAUGCUUUGUGAUUCAGAAGGAGAUGUACAGAGGUCAACAAUACAGCCAAAUAUACUUUGCUAGGCUUCACUUGAUGAGAACUCUUCUUUACUCUCUACUCCCCAAUUGGAAACCCCACAUUCAGGUCUGCACUGUUAUCGGAUUAGAAGAAGGCAAGGAAUGCAUCAUUGUUGGGACUCUCUACAAGCACAUGAAGCUGAAACCUUCCAUUCUUGAAGAGUACUCCAAAGAGAGAUCUGCAACCCCACUUGUAAGACCUCACAAUUUUAUGCACCCAGAUGAUCAUUUAAUUUUGGAAGAUGAGAGCGGCAGAAUUAAAGUUUGCGGAGAUGUUCUUUUACCUUCUGUUUAUGUGACAGGUGUCGUGGUUGCAUUGCAUGGAAAAGAAACUGGUACAGGCGACUUUUGGGUUGAAGAUGUCAUGGAAGGAGGCCUACCACACCAAAUAGAGCGGCCAAUUAAAUCAGGUGAAGACAAAUAUGUCAUUUUUGUUUCGGGCUUGGAUAUUGGGAGCAGCACUUCUAAUCCUCUAAAAUUCCAGCUUUUGGUUGAUCACAUAACUGGCCAUCUUGGAGAUAAAAAGGAACAAAGUAUUGCUGCCAAGAUAGUUCGAGUAAUUAUUGCUGGAAAUUCUGUUGAAAUCCCCCGUGGGCUACUUAAUGGUCAGAACUUAGGUUCUAAGGAUCAAUUUACAUUGUCUGAGCCAAUUAAAGAGCUGGAUAUUCAGUUGACUCAGAUUGCUGCAGGUAUACCAGUUGAUAUUAUGCCAGGGCCAAAUGACCCUGCCAAUUUCUCCUUGCCACAGCAGCCUUUGCAUAGAUGCCUUUUUCCUAGCUCAUCAGCUUACAACACAUUCAGGUCCUGUCCUAAUCCUCAUUUGUUUCAGCUUGACGAUGUUAGUUUGCUUGGAACAUCAGGUCAGAACAUUGAUGAUCUCGAGAAGUAUUCAGAUGCAAAUGAUAAACUUGAAUUUUUGGAGAGGACACUGAGAUGGAGACAUGUUGCACCAACGGCACCAAAUACCCUUGGAUGUUAUCCUUUUACUGACAGGGAUCCUUUUUUCGUUGAGACCUGUCCACACGUUUAUUUUGUUGGUAAUCAAGAGAAAUAUGAGACUCGCUUGAUCAAGGGAGCAGAGGGACAAAUAGUGAGACUAAUCUGUAUUCCCAGAUUUAGUGAAACUGGAGUUGCUGUGGUGUUGAACUUGAGAAAUCUGGAUUGUCAUGCUCUCAGUUUUGGGACUGAGUUUAGCUAAUAAUUACGAGGUACGAGUUGGCACUGCUUGGAAGCUGAAGAUCUUCUAAGUUUACCUUCAAGUGUUGCUUGUGAUAAUCAGUAUGUUGUUUGCUUACUGAAAGGGAUACCUGUGAUUUUCUUGCAA